Messenger RNA from Aspergillus steynii IBT 23096, 376 nucleotides. RefSeq lists its product as uncharacterized. The coding region runs from base 101 to 334 and encodes 77 amino acids. The record is from RefSeq and is a predicted model, not a curated record. NCBI's taxonomy places the organism in Eukaryota, Fungi, Ascomycota, Eurotiomycetes, Eurotiales, Aspergillaceae. The transcript has a single exon.
CGCUUGAGCGAUCGGGUUCAGCAUUAUUAUUUUUUUUUUCACUUGUUGUUCUAUCCUGCAUUGGUAUAGUUUUGUUUUGAUAUUGUUACGAUGAUCACGCAUGAAUGCUUCAUUAUUGUAUUUUUGUCUAUUCCUAUCGUCGCUAAUCGUCAUGGAUGAUCAUAUCAUCGUAUCGCUCGGUUACAUCCGACCGGCUGGACGUUUUCGUUCUCCGGUUGCAUCCGCAGUCUGCGUCGAACGUUUCACUCGGUUCAUUCCCCUUGCAGAACCGAGAAUUCUGCGUGGGUAUCGCAGUCAUCGACUGGUAUUCUGGCGGUCUAGCUGCCGCCCCUGAAAACAGGGGUAGUCGAUCGCGGUGCGGCCGGAUAUGGGUUUG